Hippoglossus stenolepis (Pacific halibut) is the source of this 2708-nucleotide messenger RNA. Its product is annotated as sodium-dependent neutral amino acid transporter B(0)AT1-like. Bases 47 to 1939 code for a protein of 630 amino acids. Gene Ontology annotation, biological process: sodium ion transmembrane transport. Gene Ontology annotation, cellular component: plasma membrane. The record is from RefSeq and is a predicted model, not a curated record. NCBI's taxonomy places the organism in Eukaryota, Metazoa, Chordata, Actinopteri, Pleuronectiformes, Pleuronectidae. The transcript is spliced from 12 exons.
CACAUUAUCGCAAAACAACAACUACAGGUCCAGUGUUUCCUCGAUCAUGAAGCUACAAAUCCCCAAUCCGGGCCUGGAGGACAGGUUACUGUCCAACGAGCAGCUGGACAAGCUGGAGGAGGACGAGGCUGGAGACCGACCAAAAUGGGAGAACAAGACGCAGUACAUGCUGACGUGUGUGGGGUUUUGUGUGGGGCUCGGAAAUGUCUGGCGCUUCCCCUAUCUGUGCCAGAUUCAUGGAGGAGGUGCAUUUAUGAUACCGUUUCUGAUCCUGCUGGUCCUUGAAGGAAUCCCACUUCUGCAUAUGGAGUUCGCCAUCGGUCAGCGUAUAAGAAAAGGGAACUUGCAGUUGUGGGCUACAAUUCAUCCUUAUUUAGUUGGUAUUGGAAUUGCAUCCAUGCUUGUGUCUCUCACAGUCAGUCUCUACUACAACACCAUCCUUGCCUGGAUUAUGUGGUACUUCUUCAACUCCUUCCAGGAGCCUCUGCCAUGGAGUCAAUGUCCUCUGAAUGCCAAUUUAACAGGAUAUAUCCCAGAGUGUGAGAAGAGCUCCCCCGUGGAUUAUUUCUGGUACAGGGAGACCUUGAACACAACUCCUGCGAUUGAGAACGACGGUGGGCUGCAGUGGUGGAUAUUGUUAUGCCAUAUUUGUGCAUGGGCUAUGCUCUACGUCUGCAUCAUUCGUGGGAUUGAGACCACAGGAAAGGCUGUGUAUGUGACCGCAACUCUUCCUUAUGUGGUGCUGACGAUCUUUCUGAUCAGAGGACUGACUCUGAAAGGAUCUUUGAAUGGACUAAAGUUUCUCUUCACGCCGGAUGUUACAGAGCUGGCAAACCCAUCAACAUGGCUUGAUGCAGGUGCUCAGGUUUUCUAUUCCUUCUCUCUGGCUUUCGGUGGUCUCAUUUCCUUCUCCAGCUACAACUCAGUGCAUAACAACUGUGAACAGGACGCAGUGAUCAUCUCCGUCAUCAAUGGUUUCACCGCUGUCUUUUCUGCAACUGUCGUUUACACCAUUAUCGGCUUCAGAGCGACAGAUAGAUUCGACAGCUGUGUUUCUGGAAACAUCCUAGAAUUGCUAAAUACAUUUAAUUUGGCUGAGGGCGCCGUCACUGAAAGCAACUACAAGGACGCCCUUCAAUAUUACAAUGAAACAAACCCUGGUGUUGUUCAAGGGAUGGAUCUGAAAACCUGCAACUUGGACACUUUUCUCAGUGAGGGAGUUGAAGGAACUGGUUUAGCCUUCAUUGUGUUCACUGAGGCUAUCACCAAGAUGCCGCUCUCACCGCUGUGGGCCGUCCUCUUCUUCAUCAUGCUCUUCUGCCUGGGCCUCUCUACUAUGUUUGGUGGCAUUGAAGGAGUUCUAGUGCCACUGCAAGACCUGAACGUUUUCCCUAGGUCAUGGCCAAAGGAGGCCAUCACUGGUGCAACGUGCCUGCUGUGCUGUCUGGUGGGUCUGAUAUUUAUCCAAGGCUCAGGAAACUACUGGCUUGCUCUCUUUGACACUUACGGAGGAUCCAUCCCCCUGCUAGUUGUUGCCUUCUGCGAAAUGUUCUCAGUGGUAUACAUUUAUGGGAUAGAUAGGUUCAAUGACGACAUUGAGUUCAUGAUUGGACACAAACCCAACAUCUUCUGGCAGGCAACUUGGAGAGUCAUCAGCCCGCUCAUCAUAUUUGUCAUCUUGGUCUUUUACUUUGUCACUAAAGUUUCUGAAAAGCUCUUUUACAAAGUUUGGGAUCCAGAAUCGGAGAAAUUCCCGGCACUGGAGGACAAACCAUAUCCAGUCUGGAUCAAUGUGAUCAUUUUUAUAUUGGCAGGAAUACCCUGUCUUGCUGUACCUUGUGUUGCCCUCUGGAAAUGUAUCAGGACAAAGACAAAGAAAAGUGAAAAGUCACAUUCCGAUAUGUCAGAUGAAAUUGAAGUCACCAGUGAGUCAAACUAAAUCUCAGUCUGAUAUACUUUUUCAGAUUUGAGUGAAGGAUAUCAUGGUUUUAUCGAUGACAUUUUAAAAUAGUAGGCAUAGCUUCAAAAAGCCAAUAUUCUACUGGCUUUUAUAAUGGGUCGUAUUAUGUUGUAUAGUCCACGUUUAACUUGGGACCCAAUAAUUCGGAGUGAGACAUCGUUAUCUGUGUAUAUUUAUAUUUGGUGUCUAAUUACACUAGAGAUGAGAAAUCUAAUAAACAUAAGAUUACGUGUGAUUUGACAGCUACAGUCACAUUCUGUCCCAGAAGGAAUCUGACUUGGAGCCAUAUAAUAAAAAAAUAAACCUCUCUGUUGAACUACUUCAUAUAUUGAUUAAUAAAUAAUAAUGGUGGAGUUAAGAACAUUUGAUUUACAUUUCAUAAUGCAUUUUGUCAUGUUGACACAACAAAGUAAUGUUGGACAGUCUGGCCAAAACAUGGCUUUUCACUUGGGUUGUGUUUCCCCAGUUAAAAAAAAACAUUUCACAGCCAUCAAAGGCGUCUCUCCACAAAAUUAGAAACCAUGGAAAAAAAACCCUUUGAAAUAAGUUACAUUUUAUUAUUUUUAUGACAAUAACAAUUAUGACAAUACAAAAAAAAACCUUCCUUUUGGAAAAUUAUUUAUUCAUAUUUUCCAUAAUGCGUUCUACUGCAACGUGAACUUUGUUUUUACAUUAAAAGGGCCCAUAUUGUGUAAAAUACAUUUUCUGGGUUUUUACUAUCCGUAAUGACUUGAAGGGGGUCUGUAGG